UUGGGAAAGAGUAUUUCUUUCCGGUGAUGUGAUCGAACAGUGUUUGUGGGCAGUAUUUCCGUCGUUUUAUAUUUGUAGGAUAUCAGAGUUUGUCAAGUAAAUAAAGUUGGAAGUAGAUGGGAAGUUUUUGAUGUGAUACUACACGUGGUAUGAUGCUUUAUUGUACUCAUGGUUUUCAACGAAGUAAGGGAUAAUAAUUACUAAAUGAAUGGUAGUUACUGAUAUUGUUUCAAAAUGAGAUUAUAGUCCAGUAGAUGUAUCGCGUGGUUUGGUAGUAAGAACGUUCAUGUGCCUACGGAAAGCGAUUUGCAUGUGUGGUACUUGUGUACGAUUGUGUGUGGGGAAAGGGAUGAACUUCUCAUGAAAAAAAAAAGUUACAGAAAGAAUUUUGAAGCAUGGAUGAACAAGCUCUUCUUGGGCUAAACCCUAAUGCCGAUGCUGUUUUUAGGAAAAGGGCAUUGACCUAUUUUGAGCAGCUGAAAACUUCCCCUGAUGCUUGGCAAGUUUGUGCGGAGGCUUUAGCACAAGGUCUGCACAGUGACGACCAUGUGAAGUUCUUCUGUUUCCAGGUGUUGGAACAUCAGAUAAAGUUCAAAUAUUCAAGCCUCACUGAAGUACAGCAGCAGCUGAUUAGAGAUACACUCAUGACAUGGCUGCAAGCUCAGAUUGUAACUUCGCAACCUGAGAAAGCCUUCAUUCGAAACAAAGCAUCCCAAGUGUUUGCAUUGCUAUUUGUUGCAGAGUACCUUACCAAGUGGCUGUCAUUUUUUUUUGAUAUCCUUUCCAUAGUUUGUUUAAAUCCCCAAGGCGUGGAUCUUUACCUUCGAAUCUUAAUGGCUAUAGAUGCAGAGGUGGUAGAUCGAGAGAUAGUUCACACACCUGAGGAGUGUCGUCGAAAUACGUUGAUAAAGGAUAGGAUGAGGGAACAGUGCAUCUCAACUCUGGUGGACUCAUGGUAUCAGAUCCUUUGCAUUUAUCAAGCCAGUAACUCAGAAAUAAUUUGUCAGUGCCUUGAGGUUGUUGGUGCCUAUGUGUCAUGGAUAGAUUUGAGCUUCAUAGCAAAUGACAGGUUUGUAAAUGUCCUCCUGAAGUUCAUGUCUGUGGAUGUCCUUCGUGAAGAAGCAUGUGACUGUCUCUCUGAAAUUGUAAACAAAGGGAUGGAUCCUGUUGAUAAAAUGAAAUUGGUUGAAUCUUUAUGCCAAGUGUUGCAGUCAGCUGGUUUCUUCAGUAUUGAACAGGAGGAGGAUGUGGACUUUCUGGCAAAGUUUUCAAAACUUAUUAAUGGAAUGGGUCAAUCCUUAAUAGCGAGCUGGAGCAAACUAUUGAAAAAUGGUGACCUUAACAAUGCUCAAAUGACCCUUCAAGCCACAGAAGCCAAGAUAUCACUUAUGCUUCAGUUACUUAAUCAUGAAGAUGAUGAUAUCUCCUCAAAUAUAAUUGGAUUUUGUUAUGAUUAUCUGCACACUUUGAAACAGCUUUCAAUCCUGUCAGAUCAACAAAAUGCUAACGUAGAGGCUAUAAUGUUGACUGUUGUAAAGAAGCUCACAUACGAUGAAGAAUAUAAUUUUGAAAAUGAGGGUGAGGAUGAAGCCAUGUUUGUAGAGUACAGAAAACAGCUGAAGCUAUUGUUGGACAGAGUGGCACAGGUUUCACCCGACCUCCUUUUGACUACUGUCUGUAGAGUUUUUAACAGUGCAUUACAGAAAUGGCAGUGUACACAGUUUAUGGAGGUUGAAGUGGCUAUUAGGCUGUUGUACAUGUUGGGAGAGGCUCUUCCAGCAUCGCAUGGUGCCCAUUUUUCUGGGGAUACCAACAAAGUUAAUGCCGUGCAAGAGAUGAUGCGAACUUUGGUGACAUCAGGAGUCAGUGCAUACCAGCAUACAUCAGUAACUCUGGAAUUUUUUGAAACAGUGGUUCGCUAUGACAAAUUUUUCAUGGUUGAACCUCAACACAUUCCCACGGUUUUAUUGGCAUUUUUGGAUCAUCGAGGGCUUCGGCAUCCUAGUCCAAAAGUACGAAGCAGAGUAGCAUAUCUGUUUUCCAGAUUUGUGAAAUCUUUAAGCAAGCAGAUGAAUACGUUUAUCGAAGAAAUACUGGACAGAAUGCAAGAUCUGCUGGAGCUGUCUCCUCCUGAAAAUGGCUACCAUGCACUUUUAUCCAGUGAUGAUCAAAUGUUUAUUUAUGAGACUGCUGGAAUUUUAAUAGUCAAUAGCGAAUUCCCAGCAGAAAGCAAAGAAGUUUUGAUGAGAAAUUUGCUGAGCCCUCUAAUGGAAAAAUUUAAACUUUUUCUGGAUAAGCUGAUUAUGGAGGAGAAUGAAGAAAAGACGGCAACUCUAGCAGAUUGCAUCAGUCAUGCUGUGAGUUUUGCUAGUCGCACCAGUAAGGCUUUCAGCAAUAAACAGACUGUGAAGCAGUGUGGCUGUUCUGAAGUGUAUCUGAAAUGUUUAGAAACAUUUCUGCCAGCUCUUAGCUGCCCAUUGCAUAAAGAAGUACUGAGAAGUGGUGUUCGAACUUUUCUCCAUCGCAUGAUUAUCUGCUUAGAAGAAGAAGUUCUUCCAUUUAUUCCUGUUGCCUCAGAACACAUGCUUAAAGAUUGCGAAGCAAAGGAUUUACAAGAAUUCAUCCCACUAAUUAACCAGAUUACUGCCAAAUUCAAGGCGCAGGUUUCCCCAUUUCUGCAACAGAUGUUUAUGCCACUGAUUCAAGCAAUAUUUCAAGUUUUGAACAGACCUGCAGAGGAUAAUGAUCAAUCUGCUGCUCUAGAAAAACAGAUGUUGAGGAGAAGUUACUUUGCUUUCUUGCAGACCGUUGUUGGAAGUGGCAUGUGUGAAGUUUUGUCUAAUCAGGGUUCAGAAAAUGUGGAGCAAGUGGUAUUCACUGUUAUUCAAGGAGCUGUUGAAUUUCCAGACCCAAUUGCACAGAAAACUUGCUUUAUAAUACUUUCCAAACUCGUAGAACUUUGGGGUGUUAAGGAUGGACUAGUUGGCUUUAUCGAUUUCAUCUACAAACGUAUUGUUCCUGCUUGCUUCUUGGCACCAAUGAAGCCAACAUUUGAUUUAUCUGAUGCUCAAACAGUUCUGGUUUUGUCAGAAUGUGCUGUGACUCUAAAGACAAUUCAGCUAAAAAGGGGACCAGAAUUUAUUCAGUACCUUCAGCAAGAAUAUUUGCCAUCACUUCAGAUAGCCCCUGAUAUGAUACAAGAAUUUUGCCAGGUACUUCAGCAGACUGAUUCAAAGGUUUUCAAGAAUUAUUUAAAGGUUUUCUUUCAAAGAGCAAAAACUUGAAGGAUUUACUGGACUGUAUUCUAAGAUCCCUUCUCAGGAAUUUGUUUUGCUUGUAUAUGCAGGUGACUUCACAAAGAAGCAUUUUUUAUUGACUUGUGCCAUUAAAAGGAAGUGUUUGUAACAGAGUUUCAUCUGUACUUAAUAAACAUGCCUAUUUUAAUUGACA
Messenger RNA from Protopterus annectens (West African lungfish), 3450 nucleotides. It is a transcript of the gene XPOT, whose product is annotated as exportin for tRNA. The transcript has 25 exons. NCBI's taxonomy places the organism in Eukaryota, Metazoa, Chordata, Ceratodontiformes, Protopteridae. The record is from RefSeq and is a predicted model, not a curated record. Gene Ontology annotation, molecular function: tRNA binding; small GTPase binding. Gene Ontology annotation, cellular component: nuclear matrix; nuclear pore; cytoplasm. The coding region runs from base 396 to 3284 and encodes 962 amino acids. Gene Ontology annotation, biological process: intracellular protein transport; tRNA re-export from nucleus.